AUGCGUGCUUUGCGACAGUCUGCGCGUCGCGUGGUCUCUUCGCCGCGCGCUCCCACUUGGCUACUGCAGACACGUUUGCAAACAAGUGGUAAUGGCAGUGACGCUGACGGCAAGGGCGAGGGCACACGCGUGUCUGCCCCCCUGGGCAAACCGCCCAUUGUUCUGCACAGCGCUAGAAGCAAGGAUGUCGUCGACCGCAAGGUGCACGACACACUUCAGGGUGAUGGUGACAAGGCCACAACCGCGAGGCCUACGGACGGGCCGAUGCAGCCGGACUAUGGCCCUCUCCGCGCCACAGGGCUGUGGAAAGUAGAGGAGGUGGUGGAUGCACAGCAGUCAAAGGUGGACUUCCGUCGCAUUGACGAUGUGGAGAGUGAAGUCAUUGAGGCGCUGUCGCAGCCAGAUGACGCGGUGGUGCCAUACGAGGAAGAGGAGGCGUGGAAGCACAAGCUGAUGUUUGUUCAUAAAUUUAAGAAGACACCGAAGCACCUGGCGUGGCGUGAACUCGGGCAAGAGAUUGAGUGUCUAGAUUGCAUCAUUGACCUGGAUGAGCACCGACCGGAGGAGAUCUUCACCAUUUCUUUCUUCUUCACUGACAAGAAGUCCGGGUUGCGGGACCUUGUCUGGAGCGCGCGCAACGACGUGUCGUGCUCAGAGGGCCUCACGGAUCUUCUUGCGGCGGUCGGGGCGUGCCUGGGCCGUGCCAAUGUUCAUCGGACCAUACGCUUUGACGACGCGAUGGGCACGACGCGAGACAUCUCUAUUCGAAAGGUUUCACGAUACACGUCAGAUGUCACUCUUGCAUUCCGUCCUGCUGAGCGGUACAACAAGUACGAGCGCAAAUCUGAGAAGGAUGAAUAUGAACAGAGUAUGGCAGAAGAGGGAAUGAGCACCUGGGGAUUUCAUCCGGCGCUCAUGGACUCCGAGUACAACACGUUGGAUUAUCAAGAUCCACCUGGCACAUACACUGCCGUGUUCUCUGCCCACGCCUUCAGCUUCAUUUGCCUCCGCGCCAUCAAUCGGCUGUUGGCGAGGCCGAUGAAGGACUUUUACCGCCCCUCGCAGCUUAUGCGCACCGCAAAGGUUCGGAAGGAAGAUGACGUGGGAAUAGUACACGCCAUGAAGGGGUGGAUGGGAAUUGAAGAACGUGUGUACCCCCACUACACUCCGAUUGAGGCUAUUCAAGAGCACUGGCUUGGUAAGGAUGCACCUUUUAGUAUGGUUGCCAUCGUUAACAAGUUACGAGAGAUGACGUACCUGAAGCGGCAGAACCCGGAGUUUCAGUCGUGGCUGUCUAUUCGUCACCACGACACGCACAUCGCUCUGCGGAAUAUUGGACUCAAGAUGGUGGGUGUCGGAGCCAGUACGUUGUUUGUUCCGGUAACACAUAACGCAACGGUGAACCGUCUUCUUCCCAAAUCACAGCAGCGGCGACUGGAGAGCCGAUUCUCCCUUAACGCGCUCCUUGACAUGCCAGAUGAGACGCGACGUCUUAACGAGUUUAAGAAACUGACUGGCCACGAGCGCAUCACAGAGACACGGGAAGGUGACAGCAACACUAUAGGGCCUGCUGAUGGCAGAGAGAAGGAAUAA
Trypanosoma grayi is the source of this 1593-nucleotide messenger RNA. RefSeq lists its product as hypothetical. The record is from RefSeq and is a predicted model, not a curated record. The coding region runs from base 1 to 1593 and encodes 530 amino acids. Lineage: Eukaryota; Euglenozoa; Kinetoplastea; Trypanosomatida; Trypanosomatidae. The transcript has a single exon.